CCUAUCUGCUACACUGCCAAUUGCGACUUCUCAGAGAGAGCCCUUAUCAACUACAGGUGGUUUGAUGCCAAGAACAUCACCCCCCGCUACGAGUUCGGCUACGGCCUGUCAUACACCACCUUCACCUACGGUAACGUCGAAAUCAAGAAUACGAGGCUACGAGGAUCUCUGGCACGAGGUCCAUUAUCACCCAUUGCAACUCGACACAGAUAUGAUCCGGGUUAUCUGUGGCCUUGACCCAGAUGUGGAACUGAUGCGGGCUGUUACCUGGCAGAGUCGUUGGCGAGACACACGGCGGCCACAGUAUCUGUCCAAGCAGCAGAGGGACCAGAUAGAGGAUCAUCCAGACCUGGAAGGGGCCUGCCGCAAUCUGCACAAUGCUCACGCCUGUUACAAAGAGUCCCAGCAACUGAGCUUACUGGAUUGUAUCCACCAACAACAGAAAGAAUUGAAGAACACCUGACAACGGCUGUUGAGGGCCUUAUGGCAUCAAGUCUGAGAGAACUUUGAUGAAGAGCAAGCAUUUCUGGAUACUGAGGCGCAGUUGUCUAAUACCACAGUAAAGGAUGAAAGCAAGGACAAAGAAUCAUCUUCAGUUACUUCUUCAGCGACUUCUCUUGUACCCAACU
Molecule: messenger RNA, 629 nt
Organism: Aspergillus glaucus CBS 516.65
Lineage: Eukaryota; Fungi; Ascomycota; Eurotiomycetes; Eurotiales; Aspergillaceae
Exons: 3
Coding region: 65-463 (132 amino acids)
Source: RefSeq, a predicted model, not a curated record